This is a messenger RNA of Cetraspora pellucida, 324 nucleotides long. The record is from the annotation of a GenBank genome assembly. NCBI's taxonomy places the organism in Eukaryota, Fungi, Glomeromycota, Glomeromycetes, Diversisporales, Gigasporaceae.
AUGGGAUAUGCUGAUUUUGAAAGUUUGGGUUCACAAAGCCAUCCAAACUAUAAAGAAGAAUCACAGCAGUUUCGAAUUCAAUUAAGAAAAGCUGGUUUUCUAGAUCCAAAUAAAAAUUGUGACUUUGGAAGUUUGGAUAAGAAUAAUAAAUUAAAUAAAUUCAGUUUAACUAAGUCAUCUGAACUUACUUGUUCUAUUUCUAUUAUUUUAGACAAAGUACAAUUACAAUUAACAGACAGUUCAUUGAAAAAGAAAGUAAUAGUAUUUAUAAUUAAAAUCUUAGUUGGAUUCUUAAAUAAAGCUAAAUGGUCACAAUUCAAAUGA